AUGCCUGUGUUACUGCAGACCAACAGCGGCGUGGUGAUGGACCGGCUGCAGGUGGCCGAGGUGUCUGUGUACUCGCUCAGAGACUGCUACCGUGCCCUGGACGGCGCGCUCAACCCUACCAACCUCUGCGCCGGCGCCCCAGAGGGCGGCAGGGGGCAGUGCACGGGUGACUCGGGUGGCCCGCUGCUGGUGCCUGGCGGCGUGCAGGUGGGUGUGGUCUCGUGGUCACUUAAGCCGUGCGCCUCCAGGGGCCUGCCCGCGGCGUUCGCAGACGUCUCGCUCUACGUCGAGUGGAUCCACCAGCACACCGGCCACCUCUGA
Molecule: messenger RNA, 321 nt
Organism: Schistocerca americana (American grasshopper)
Lineage: Eukaryota; Metazoa; Arthropoda; Insecta; Orthoptera; Acrididae
Product: kallikrein-14-like
Exons: 2
Coding region: 1-321 (106 amino acids)
Biological process (GO): proteolysis
Molecular function (GO): serine-type endopeptidase activity
Source: RefSeq, a predicted model, not a curated record